This is a messenger RNA of Malurus melanocephalus (red-backed fairy wren), 859 nucleotides long. It is a transcript of the gene TSEN15, whose product is annotated as tRNA splicing endonuclease subunit 15. The record is from RefSeq and is a predicted model, not a curated record. Gene Ontology annotation, biological process: tRNA splicing, via endonucleolytic cleavage and ligation. NCBI's taxonomy places the organism in Eukaryota, Metazoa, Chordata, Aves, Passeriformes, Maluridae. Gene Ontology annotation, molecular function: nucleic acid binding. The transcript has 4 exons. Bases 32 to 619 code for a protein of 195 amino acids.
UGAAGCCGCGUUGCACAGGCAGGGACAGCGCAUGGAGCCGGCGGCGGGGCCCGGCCGGGAUGGGCUUUGCCCGGCCCCGGGGAGCGACGGCGGCACCGACCCGGGCCAGGGCUCCUCCGCGGCUGGACGGACCUCGGGGGCACGGGGCGGCUGGUCGGGGGCGGCUGGUGGCAACUGGAUCGCGAUUCACCCCACGUUCACAGAAAUGAUGUCACUUGAUGUAUCUGACAGCACUCAAGUCUACGCUGCCUUUCUGGUGUACCUGGACCUCUUGGAAGGGAGGAACUGGCACGAGGUGCAGCCCGUGGGGGUGGCAGAGCUGCAGCUGGUGUGUUUGCACGGCCGGGCCAGGGAGCACGAGGGGCUGCAGGUGAUGGUGCCGGUGCCUGCACACAUCCUCAUCAGCCACGAGAGGUUAAGGGAAAUACUGAAGAAAGCCUCUCUCCCUCCACAGGAGCCUGACACCCUGGUGUCAGUUACCUUGGCCAUAGUUGAGACAGACUCCACAAUAGUCUACUAUAAAAUGACUGAUGGCAUUGUGAUGCCAGAUCCUCUUGAUGAUACUGAAGACAUGGACAACAAACAGUUGAGGAAGAAAAGAAAGAAGCUUUUCAAAUGAUUAGGACAGAGGAAACAAAAUGUUUCUUGAGCUGCUGUGCUCCAACGCAAACAAAUGCAGGAACUGAUGUGUGUGAAUUAGUGCUGUGCUAAAGUCUGCCUUGGCAUAUCAAGKAUCUGUUCAGGGAGAACAGAAGCUUGUGCAGUUGCACUUGAUUAAAUGCCAUUUGAGGUAUGAAGUGGGUCAUGCUUUGAGACAGAUCAGUCCUGACUAAUAAAUACAUUUGGGAAGUGUUUUGYA